CGGCGUCAAAACGGCCGUCAUGAGGGGGUACCGCCGGUCGGCAGAGAAUUCCCAAAUCCCAAACCCUUCCCCCCUCUCCCGUCUCCCCACCAACCAUAAUAAAAUCUCCCAUCUGCCCCACCCCCAAUCCACUCUCCCUUCUUUCGUAACCCACCGCCGCCGCCGACGCCGACGCCGCCGACUCCUCAGAUCUCCAUGGAGGACGAGGAAGAUCAGCCACGCUCGCCGUCCCCCUACUCCUCCCGAUCCCCUUCCCCUUCCCCUUCCCCCUCCCCUCCUCCCAUCACCAUCGUUGCUCCCUCCUCCGCCGCCGCCGCCGCCGCCGCCGCAGCUGUCCAACCCCCGCCCCUGCCCCCCAACGGCCGCCACCUCUCCGACCCCGUCACCAUCGCCGCCGCCGCCCCCCACCCCCACGCCCACCCCGCGCACCAAACCCUAACCCUCGCCCUCCCCAUCCAGCAUCCCCGCCCCUCCCCCUCCCCGUCCACCUACCACCAACACCAACAAGGCCCCUCAUCCGGCGGCGGGGGCGGCGGCCGCGAGGACUGCUGGAGCGAGGGCGCGACAUCCACCCUGAUCGACGCGUGGGGCGAGCGCUACCUGGAGCUGAGCCGCGGUAACCUCAAGCAGAAGCACUGGCAGGAGGUGGCCGACGCCGUCACCAGCCGCGACGGCUACACCAAGACCCCAAAGACCGACGUCCAGUGCAAGAACCGCAUCGACACCCUCAAGAAGAAGUACAAGAUCGAGAAGUCCAAGCCCUCCACCUCCUGGCCCUUCUUCUCCCGCCUCGACCUCCUCCUCGGCCCCAACCAAAAGACCCCCAACCCCAACCCUAACCCUAGUGCUAAUAAUAAUAAUAAUAAUAAUAAUAAUAAUAAUUCCAAUAAUAAUAAUAAUCCCUCCUCCUCCUCCUCCAAGAUCCCGUCCGGCGUCCCGAUCCGGCCGCCCGUCCACCCCCAAUUCCCCCAGCGCCACCGCACCCCCCACCUCUACCACAACCCCCACCCCGCCGGCACUAAGAAGCAGCCCCAGCUGUCCCCGCCCUCCAUCUCGUCCGAGAUGUCGGCCGAGUCCUCCGACGGCUUUCCCCCAGAAACUGCGGCCAACGGGGGUAAGAAGAGGCGAAGAGUAGAGGCGGAGGCGGACGAGGAGGAGGAGGAGGAGGAGGAGGAGGAGGAGGAGGAAGAGGACGCGGCGAGGACUGCGGGGCUCAGGGAAUUGACCAGGGCGAUCCUCCGAUUCGGGGAGGUGUACGAGAAGGUGGAGAGCUCCAAGCUGCGGCAGGCGAUGGAGCUGGAGAAGCAGAGGCUGGCGUUCGCGAGGGAGCUCGAGCUCCAGAGGAUGCAGUUCUUCAUGAAGACCCAGAUGGAGCUUUCCCAGCUGACGCAACACCACGGCAGCGGCGGCGGCGGCGGCGGGACUAGUACUAGUACUAGGAGGAGGGCGAGCGGUGCCGGCCCGAGCAGCAACCACCACCACCACCACCUCCACCACAAGAACAACAGCAGCAACACCCACAAUACAGGGUAGGGGAGCAAGAAGGGAAGUCCAAUGCCUUUCUCCUUCUAGAGUAAGAUCCUUGCAUCCUAUGUUUGAAUCUAUAGGCCAUUUAAUUUGUAGGAUCUCUAACUUUGCCGCAAGAGACUUGAGCAAAGCUUACUAGUAUUAGCUGUAUCAGUGAGUGGAAUUUAUUGGUAUUAUUGUUGUGUGAUGAUAAUCCUUUGUGUUUACUGCUUCAUCAUUAUGUGAAAAAAACUGGAGGCUGUUUUAAUA
Ananas comosus (pineapple) is the source of this 1776-nucleotide messenger RNA. Its product is annotated as trihelix transcription factor ASIL2-like. NCBI's taxonomy places the organism in Eukaryota, Viridiplantae, Streptophyta, Magnoliopsida, Poales, Bromeliaceae. The record is from RefSeq and is a predicted model, not a curated record. Gene Ontology annotation, cellular component: nucleus. Gene Ontology annotation, molecular function: transcription cis-regulatory region binding. The transcript has a single exon. The coding region runs from base 196 to 1533 and encodes 445 amino acids.